AUGUUGGAGCAAGGAAUAUCAACAAAGGGUAAGAGGAUGCCAGGAGUAAAGGCUACAACAAUUGACGAAUUCUUAAAGGAAAAUGGGAUAGAUGUGGAAAUUGAAGGACCAAGCACUGAACUAAGUGAGGACGGGGAAGAAAGCAUGGCACUUGAUAAAGACUAUUAUCAAGAUGUGAUGGAGGACAUUGAUGAUGAUGAAGGAGAGCCAAAGAAGAAGAAAACCCGUGGAAAAACAACUUGCAAGGAGAUUUAUGCAAGGACUAUGGAACAGCGGGAAGAAGUCACUUUUGAUCUUGGACAGCCCGUAGGACCAACCGACCAAAGUGUUUCUAAUUUAACUAGUUUUGUUGGCACUAUUGGUAGAAAUAAAAGAUUUGUUAGUCUUUUGUACACUAGUUGGCAUGUUGUUCCUCCUAAAGCUAAGAAGUUCAUGUGGGACUAUGUUAAUACCAAGUUUCUCCUCCCAGACAGUGGAGAAAAGUGGGUAAUGCAAGCGAUUCGAGAUGCUUGGAAGCGGUUCAAAGGAAGGAUUAAGCAAAAGCACUUCGUUCCCUAUGAUACUAUUGAAGAUAUGGUGAAGAAUCGACCCCCACAAGUUUGGAAGUUGGGUUCUGUUCUGUUUCUUGUGUUAUGUGGUUUAGGGGAUACCAGUUGUGAAAAAACUGAACAGUCAAUAAGUCAAAGAAACAAGCAACACAAGGAAAAUGUGAAGUUUCCACAUCGCAUGGGGCCAAUUAAUUUCGGAAGAGUACGAGUGGCUAUGCGAGCAACAAAGGAAACAAAGGAGGAACCAAAAAGGUUUGAGAUGUUCAUUGCUACCCGAACAAGUCGGAAGAGGAAAGAAGUGGAUGAGGAAACACAAACUGCUGUUGAAGACUUCCAACACCGCCAAGCUGCUGGUGAAACAGAAGAGGAAGCAUUUGAGGCCAUAUUCGGGAAAGAACAACCAGGUUCAACACAAAGAGGAAGUGUCCAGUCUGAAGGAUAA
Arachis duranensis is the source of this 990-nucleotide messenger RNA. RefSeq lists its product as uncharacterized. The coding region runs from base 1 to 990 and encodes 329 amino acids. The transcript is spliced from 10 exons. The record is from RefSeq and is a predicted model, not a curated record. Lineage: Eukaryota; Viridiplantae; Streptophyta; Magnoliopsida; Fabales; Fabaceae.